UAUUCAGUACUGGUGCUGGUUCCUCCUCUCGAGUGUUGGUUUGUAGAGUUGUGUUAAAGUUGUUUAACGGGUGCAAAAGUUUGACAAAUGAGUAGAAAAUUUUGUUUAUUUGCAAAUACGCUAAAAAAGUAAUAUUCAUUUAUUCACAAUUGAAUUUGAUAUGUGGUGACGGAGUACUAAAGUAUAUAUAAAAGUAUUGGUUCGAGUUAUAUGAUACGUGUUUAUUGAGUACUCAUUCUUAUUAAUCCAGAAAAAUGUUACCGCCGACUUACGUCGAAGGUUUUCACGACCUGGAAGCUGUGAAAACAAUGGAAUAUAGGCCACUUGGCAAAACCGGCUUAUUAGUUAGUAAAUUAUCACUUGGUGGUGGAAUAUUUGGUUGCCAUUAUGGAGAAUUCGAUGAAGAAGAAGCUAUUGAAGUAAUACGUCAAGGCAUCAAGCAGGGAAUUAAUUAUAUUGAUACUGCACCAUGGUAUGGCCAAGGCCGUUCUGAGACCAUCAUUGGAAAAGCUCUCAAAGACAUUCCUCGUCAAGCAUAUUAUAUCGCGACAAAAGUCGGAAGAUAUGAAUUAAAUUACGAAAAUAUGUUUGAUUUCUCGAAAGAGAAAACUAGAAACAGUUUCAAUAAAAGUUUAAAACUUCUCGAUUUAGAUUACGUGGAUGUCAUACAGGUUCACGACAUUGAAUUUGCACAAAGCUUGGACGUAAUAAUUACCCAAACUUUACCGGAAUUAUCGAGGAAAGUUGCGGAGGGUAAAGCGAAACACAUUGGUAUCACCGGAUAUCCGGUAUCGGUUUUAAAAAAAUGUAUCGAAAAAAGUAAUAUUAACAUAAGUGUAAUCCUAAGCUAUGCAAGAUACACGUUAAUAGACAAUACUUUGUGCGAAUACAUUCCAUUUUUUAAGAAGCACAACAUUGGCAUAAUUAAUGCUGCAGCACCAUGUAUGGGAUUAUUAACUAAUAAUGGUCCACCAUCUUGGCAUCCAAGUUCGGAUAAUACGAAAAAGAUAUGCGCAGAGGCUGGAAAUUAUUGCAAGGAGCAUGAUACUGAAUUAGCAAAAUUAGCAUUAUGGUACACUAUGCAAUGUGAAGACAUAGCCACUUACCUGGUUGGAAUUCAAAACUUAAAAGAAUUGAAGAUGAACCUUAAUGUACUUAAAAAUGGCAUUACAGAAAGGGAGGAAACUCUAUUACAAGAAGUUCAAGAAAAAUACAUUAGUAAAAUAACAGAACGACAUUGGGAGAAUAACGAGGUUCAAAUAUAUUGGAAAAAUGUAAGAAAGUAAGAAAAUAUAUUUUGUUACAUUCUUCUAUACAUAUGAUUCAUGCAACAUAAAGUUAUAUUUUGUUGUUAUAUUAAAUGUUGAAUUAUAUAAUAAACAUUUAUUACCACAUUA
Osmia lignaria (orchard mason bee) is the source of this 1397-nucleotide messenger RNA. RefSeq lists its product as uncharacterized. Lineage: Eukaryota; Metazoa; Arthropoda; Insecta; Hymenoptera; Megachilidae. Gene Ontology annotation, molecular function: L-galactose dehydrogenase activity. Gene Ontology annotation, cellular component: cytosol. The record is from RefSeq and is a predicted model, not a curated record.